CAGAGAGAGAGAGAGAGAGAGAGAGAGAGAGAGAGAGAGAGAGAGAGACUUAUACUUAAACUUCACUGAUCAGCUCCACUCAUGUCCCCUGCACCCACGGACACGAAGACGGCGGAUAUCCCUAGCGCCCCGGUGCCGCGCAUGCAGCCUGGACACGCGCCCGACUUCCUCCCGAGCUCCUCCAGCGCCUUCUUGGCCAGCCUGGGGCUCGGGGGGCUCGGGGUAGCGGCCACCAUCUCCAAAGCAGGACUGGGAGCCGCGGCGCAGCUUAUCAAGCGGAGGGAGAAGAAGGUGAGAGUGGCGGAGGAGAGGAACCAGACAGCGGCGGUGCUGCGCGCGCGGGAGUCGCUGAGCUCCGGACCCAAGCCACAGAACUGCAGAAGGAUGGUGGUGCUCGGAGCGCCGCGCGUCGGGAAGACAGCCAUCCUGCGGCGCUUCCUGCGGGACGGGUUCGACGAGCAGUACGAGCCCACACGAGAGGAUUUCCACCGCAAAGUCUACAGCAUCCGCGGGGAAACUUACCAGAUAGACAUUUUGGACGCAGCCGGAGAGAGAGACUUCCCGGCCAAGCGCAGGCUUUCCAUCCUCACAGGUGAUAUGUUCCUGCUUGUCUUCAGCGUGGACGACCGCGGCUCGUUUGAGGAAGUGUGCUCUCUGCGCUCCGAGAUCUCGUCGGCUAAGGCAGCGCUGUCGCGCUCGAAGGCGCACGUGAGCAGCGUGCCCGUGGUGGUGUGCGCCAACAAGUUGGACCUGCCAUCCGAGCAGCACGCAGUGUCGCGGACGGAGGCCCUGCACGCCUUCGCGGACGGCUGCGCGUUCUACGAGACGUCAGCCAAAGAGAGCAAAAAUCUAGAGGAGGCGUUUGCGGCGCUGGCGGAGCGAGGCGGGCUGCCGCUCGAGACAGGUCCGUCUCGCCACCGCAAGCUGUCCAUCCGCUCGUAUCACGCCAUUCUGCGCGCUGCACGGCAACGUGGUGGAGACACGCCGUGUGGCGCAGUGCACCCGCUGGCGCGCAGACCCAGCUUCGGAACGGACUUGCAGCUCGCACUCGCCUCACGUGAGGAACAAACGCAGUGCGUGAAGCUAAGCAGAGCGCUGACACACCCGGCCUGCCCCAUCCAGUGACCUCAGUUCUAUUCAAAUUCCACAGAUUCACAGAGACAAGGUUUUAUUCUCAUGAACAACUGUGUCAAAUGUAGCAGCCUCGGAAUCCAUCAUCCAACUGCUCCGGCAUCUUCCGUUCUUUUUCCUUUCCAUGUAAAUAUUGUGAAUUCUUGUAAAAGGUUAAAGAAUAGCACGUGGCUGUAUAUAGAUAGACAUAUAAACUGCACUGUAUAUUAGACUCGAUUAAACAUACGAGCCAAUUCCAGAAGUUUGUAAUUAAAAAAAAAACAGUUUCAUACCAAA
Messenger RNA from Hemibagrus wyckioides, 1407 nucleotides. RefSeq names its product RASD family member 2b (gene rasd2b). Bases 82 to 1125 code for a protein of 347 amino acids. The transcript is spliced from 2 exons. Gene Ontology annotation, molecular function: GTP binding; GTPase activity. Lineage: Eukaryota; Metazoa; Chordata; Actinopteri; Siluriformes; Bagridae. The record is from RefSeq and is a predicted model, not a curated record.